GCGUUCGCAUGCGCCGUGUGUAGUGUUUUCUUCCGCCCGGCCUGGUGUGGCUGUGUGAUGUUGCACGUGGGAUGGCAUGCUCCUUGUUUUUCGCAGAAGCUGCCCUAACUGGUGGUUGUGGCGGACGAUAGAGGAGGAUGUGGGGCGCGGCGAUGGGGCUGCCUCCGCGGCUGGCGCUGUCAGUGCUGGCUGGUCGCGGUCGCUCUUGCACUCUGGGGUCUGGAGCUGCAACGCGGAAGGACUGGCAAGCGAGGAACCGUCGUGGCUUCUCUGAGUUCUACCAGCAGCCGUUAUUUGAUCCUGAUUUAGAGGAGUCACCCUUUUAUGCACCCAAGGGUCGAGCCGAGCCUACGCGUCACGUAGCAAAUAAGAAAUUGGCCAGGGACCUGGCACGACACCUGCUGGGGUUCCAAAAACCAUCCCGUCAACUUAUACUAGAGUGCAACCCAGGUCCUGGAGUCCUGACUGAGGCAUUACUUAGAGCCGGUGCUAGAGUGGUUGUCUUUGAAAGUGAAAAGUCUUUUUUUCCACAUUUAAAGUCCUUAAGGAAGUAUGCGGAAGGAGAGCUGCGAGCGAUUAACUGUGACUUCUUUAAGGUGGAUCCUAGACAUCAGGAAAUAAUAAAACCAGAAUACAACUCACAGGUCAUUUUUCAAGAUUUGGGAAUAAAAGCGGUUCCUUGGACAGCAGGUGUUCCUAUAAAAGUAUUUGGAAUCCUACCUAAUAAAUACGAAAGACGAAUACUUUGGAAAACUCUGUUUGAUAUGUAUUCCUGUGACUCUAUAUUCAGAUACGGACGAAUAGAGCUGAAUCUGUUUGUUACGGAAAAAGAAUUCCAGAAACUGAUAGCAACUCCUAAAAGGCCAGAUUUAUACCAGGUAUUGAGUGUGCUUUGGCAAGUGGCUUGUGAUAUUAAGUUUAUUCACAUGGAACCUUGGUCGUCGUUUAGUGUAUAUACUGAAAAUGGGCACUUAGAGAAGACAAAGCUUAGGGAAUCAUUAAAAUCAAUGAAACAAAAUCUGUAUUUUAUUCAAAUGACUCCUCGUAAAGGUUUAUUUACAGAAUACUUAAGUCCGUUGAAUUAUGAUAUAUUUUUCCACAUGGUAAAGCACUGCUUUGGGAAGCGCAGUGCCCCAGUAAUACAUCAUUUAAGUUCAUUGAGCACAGUUGAGCCAAUUGAUGUACUGAGGCAGGUGAGACUAAACCCUAGAGCGACAAUUCUUCAAAUGUAUCCUCAAGACUUCAAAAGACUGUUUGAAGCUAUAGAGAGGUCCGAGGACACUAUCUUUAAAUGGAUCUACGAUGAAGGCUUGGAGGACAUUCAGGUCUAGGCAAACAGUCUACAAGCCAUGAACUGGAGCUGCUUAUCUAUUUAUUUGGAAAUUAUGAGACAAAUGAAAACUGAAUUUCAAGAAGUUAACACCCUUUCAACAGAAGAGAAAUUAUCCUCAUCUGACACAAAUGGGGCUGGUACUUUCUUCUGAAGUUGAUACCUUUUGACACACUGGAAAAGACAGUGGCUGUGGUUUUAUUCAAAACUGAAUAAAAUAUAAAGUUCUCAGUUUGAUCAGAUAAAAUUGUUUUUUUUUUUUUUUUAAAAAUUACUAUCUGCAGUAGAUCAGUGGUAGAACACAUACCUAAUGUGUCCAAGGUUCUGGUUUUACGUUACUCUCUGCUAUAGAUCAAUGGUAGAACACAUACCUAAUAUGUCCAAGGCUCUGGUUUUGCUUCCUAGCACAGGAAAUUUGAAAAAAAAAAAUCUAUUUACUGAACUAUAAACUAAGUAGGUACAGGGUAUUCCAAGUUGUAAUUUAAUUUCUUUAAAAAGUCUUUUGGCCAAACAUCUUUAAAUAUUGCAAUUUUUACCACUGCCAAUUGCUUGCAUUUUUUUCUAGUUUCUGUGCUGUAAAGCUUAGAAAAGGAACUGAUUUGACCAGGCAUGGUUCCUGGAACUUGGAAGGUAGCAGACCCAUCAGUUCAGUGCCAGUGUUAAGUAAGGGUGAAUGUGAGACCCCUUUGGCUAAUAAGAGACCCUGUCAAACAAAACAAUAUAAACUUGUUUCAAGAAAGGGAUGAGUUUAUCUUUCUGUCUGUUGUAAUGGAUUGUCAGGUACUAUACAAUGUAAUUGUUUAAACUUUUUUAGAAAUAAAAAGGUUUUACAUGAUAAAA
Alexandromys fortis (reed vole) is the source of this 2170-nucleotide messenger RNA. RefSeq names its product transcription factor B2, mitochondrial (gene Tfb2m). Gene Ontology annotation, cellular component: mitochondrial matrix. The coding region runs from base 138 to 1331 and encodes 397 amino acids. Gene Ontology annotation, biological process: transcription initiation at mitochondrial promoter; rRNA methylation. Gene Ontology annotation, molecular function: rRNA (adenine-N6,N6-)-dimethyltransferase activity; mitochondrial transcription factor activity. The record is from RefSeq and is a predicted model, not a curated record. Lineage: Eukaryota; Metazoa; Chordata; Mammalia; Rodentia; Cricetidae. The transcript has 8 exons.